AUGAGACCUGCAGAAGAAGAACGUUUGCCGGGCACGUCUGGAACCACUCGAUUACGCACAGCGCAGUCAGAUCGAGAGGACGUGUUGCCAUCCGAUGAGGAAGGCAGUGAAGACCAAGAAAAAGAGGAAAAGCCUGAGAAGAAUCGGAACCUUCUCCUUCCGACCGUUAUCACUGUGCCAGCGACAGCAGACAGUGAGAGGCCAGCGACAGCGAAUAGCGAUGACGAGGAGAUUUUGCCUUCUGACGACGAGGAGCCAAGUAAUCACGUUGAGACCCAUAGCGAUGACGAGGAGGUUUUGCCUUCUGAUGACGAAGAGCCAAAUAGUCACAUUGAGACCGAAGCCCGAGUCCAAACUGCCAACCACGAGGAGACGCCUCCACCUGCUGAGCCCGAAGUCGACGAUUACCACGAUAGGGAGGAAAUUCUUCCAUCAGACGACGAGGAAUUAGAAGAACGCGCAAGAGCAGCGACGAAAAUUCAAGCAGCUUAUCGUGGGCAUCGCACGAGGAAAGCUCUAAAAAGUGAGAAUUUUCAAUACUUUUGA
Molecule: messenger RNA, 546 nt
Organism: Cooperia oncophora
Lineage: Eukaryota; Metazoa; Nematoda; Chromadorea; Rhabditida; Trichostrongylidae
Source: the annotation of a GenBank genome assembly